This is a messenger RNA of Trichechus manatus latirostris (Florida manatee), 2483 nucleotides long. It is a transcript of the gene SEC22A, whose product is annotated as SEC22 homolog A, vesicle trafficking protein. Gene Ontology annotation, biological process: endoplasmic reticulum to Golgi vesicle-mediated transport. Gene Ontology annotation, cellular component: membrane. Bases 1051 to 2001 code for a protein of 316 amino acids. The record is from RefSeq and is a predicted model, not a curated record. NCBI's taxonomy places the organism in Eukaryota, Metazoa, Chordata, Mammalia, Sirenia, Trichechidae. The transcript has 7 exons.
AAGUGGUGGUUCAGCGCUUGAAUCGGACACCUGUGACCAUGCCCUAAGUUAAUGGGCCAUCUGGGUAUUUCCUACAUUGAGAACCAUCCCAUCAGUUCUUUUUUCUGGUUGUAUCACUGAUUAAAACAAACAAACAACUAAUUAUAUUUUAUAUUGAUGUGUGAAAGAAGCCUAGGUCCUAUCAAAGGGAUGACUGACCUUCCUUUCCACGUAUUUCAGUGAGAAUCUUGGAUUUGUUGAGAGGUAUUGUUUCAGCGUGAUUAGAGUUAGGCCUGAGCUUAAAUCCCUACUCUCACUAGUUUAGGGAUUGAACAAGUUACUUCUCUGGGCCUAAUUUCCUCAAGGUAAAAUGGAGCUAAUGAUAAUCACCUCAUAGGUUAUUGAAAGGCUUAAAUGAAGUAAUGUGUGUAAAGUGCCUGGUCCAUAGAAAGUAAUCAAUAAAAAUUAAAAACUGCAUUGUUGAGUCGAUUCCGACUCAUAGCAACCCUAUAGCAAAUAUUUAAUAUGGUACUUAUAGUCUGCAAGGCAGUGUUUCAGGUGCUUUACAUUUAAUCUUUAAAAUAACCCUAUGAGGUAGAUACUACUAUUGAUAGCCACAAUUUACAGGUGAGGAAAUUGAGGUAUAGAAGGGCACAUUAGCUUGCUCGUGGUUACGUAGCUAGUACAUGGUGGAACCAAGACUUGAACCAGGCCCAUUGCUUGAACCAGCCAAUUGCUCCAGAGUGCAUUCUCUUAACUGCUAUACUGUACUGCCUCUUAAAAUGUAAGCUGUUAUUCUGUUAGUUUAAAAUGAGUAACUAGAUAGUUUCUGUACCACUGGAUUCUUGACCUUUGUUGGUUUUGGGAGACUGAUAAUAGCAACGUGAUAUAGGAAUAUGAGGAACUUAGGUUUAAGUACCAGUUCUGCCAUAUAUUAGCAGUGUGACAUUGAGAAAGUGAGCCUCAUUUCCUCUUCUGUAAAAUGCAAGAUUAUGCCUACCCCACUGUUUAGAACUACGUGGUGCUACACAUACGUUGGGGAUUGAUACAUUUGAUCGUGAUCUAGCUGAAAUGGAGAGGUCUUCUCUGUCAGCUGAAAUGUCUAUGAUUUUAUCUGCCUCAGUCAUUCGUGUCAGAGAUGGACUGCCACUUUCUGCUUCUACUGAUUAUGAACAAAACACCGGAGUGCAGGAGUGCAGAAAGUAUUUUAAAAUGCUCUCGAGGAAACUUGCUCAGCUUCCUGAUAGAUGUACACUGAAAACUGGACAUUAUAACAUUAAUUUUAUUAGCUCUCUGGGAGUGAGCUACAUGAUGUUGUGCACUGAAAAUUACCCCAGUGUUCUGGCCUUCUCUUUCCUGGAUGAGCUUCAGAAGGAGUUCAUUACUACUUAUAACAUGAUGAAGACAAAUACUGCUGUCAGACCAUACAGUUUCAUUGAAUUUGAUAACUUCAUUCAGAGGACCAAGCAGCGAUAUAAUAAUCCCAGGUCUCUUUCAACAAAGAUAAAUCUGUCUGACAUGCAGAUAGAAAUCAAGCUGAGGCCCCCUUAUCAAGUUCCCAUGUGUGAACUGGGGUCAGCCAAUGGAGUCACAUCUGCAUUUUCUGUUGACUAUAAAGGUGCUGGGAAGAUUUCUUCUGGUCAUCAGCGACUGGAACCUGCAACUCUGUCAGGGAUUGUGGCAUUUAUCCUUAGCCUUUUAUGUGGGGCUCUGAAUUUAAUUCGAGGUUUUCAUGCCAUAGAAAGUCUCCUGCAGAGCGAUGGUGAGGAUUUUAAUUACAUCAUUGCAUUUUUCCUUGGAACAGCAGCCUGUCUUUAUCAGUGUUAUUUACUUGUCUACUACACCGGCUGGCGGAAUGUCAAAUCUUUUUUGACUUUUGGAUUAAUCUGCCUAUGCAAUAUGUACCUUUAUGAACUGCGCAACCUCUGGCAGCUUUUCUUUCAUGUGACUGUGGGAGCGUUCGUUACGUUACAGAUCUGGCUACGGCAAGCCCAGGGCAAGGCUCCUGAUUAUGAUGUCUGACACCACCUUCAGACCUAUUGCCUUGGCUUCAGGGGACAAAGGAAGGGAGCACAUCUUAACUGCCACUGUGAUGAAGAAACUGCUCACCCCCAAUGAGAAGCUCUGCUUUCUUUCUCUCCUGCCUGCCUUUUUGUUUUAAAUCAGCAUAGCAUGCCUGUGAGUGUGCAGGACCUGCCAGGCAAAUCCCCUCAGAAGAGUGUUGGCUGUGGGAUUAUCAUUCCGAGGAGGAGGAGGUGGCGGUGGCUUAUCUCUGCAGAGCCAUAACGUGGAGGAACAGUCGGACACCAUUGGAAGACUUCGCCAGCGGGCCUGAAUCCUUGCUGAAGGCGUCCAUCAAAAUAUACAUGUGGUCCCUGCUCUGAAGCCAAGCAGGAACUGUCAACGUGGGUUUGCCUUUGUGAGGCAUUAGUAGAGACCAAAUAAAAAGAUGGUGCACUAAAUUGGAAAGUUUAUAUUUAAAACAAAUGACUUGCUAAAUAUCA